UGCGCGGUAGGAGCAAAAGCGGAACUGAUGCGCGGUUUCCAGCUAAUUGUGCUCACAUUGAAACGAUCAUAUUUGUGUGAAUAAUAUUGAUGGAAUCUGGGAUACAUUACUCCCAAUACACAGAUUGAUAAUCUGUCCGAUACGACACGUCACAUAUGUGAACAUGCCCCGCAGAAAGAGAACCACAGGCAGCAGUUCAGAUGGGACGGAGGACUCCGAUUUCUCUGCCGAUCUUGAGCCAACCGAAACAGUCAGAAACACACAGCAACGUAAGAACGCGCGCCUGACUCGAACGUCCGUACGUCUCAGCCAAAGCACUCAAGAUAACUCCAUAGUACAAAGCAGUUCUCCUGCAGCAGUGGCCCCCGAAGAAGUUUUGGAAGCAGCAGUGUUUUCCACAGGGCGCAGAAUCACACGCAGCCAGCAGGGCACGACAAACACCACGGCCAAAAAGUACCCGCUCCGCCAGGGCAGGACAUCCGGUUCAGAUGUGGAGCCUAAUGCAGUAAUAAAGCAGGCGGCAGACCACGACGAGACCCCUCCCCGCACGCCGACCGGCAAUGCCCCGUCUUCCGAGUCAGACAUUGACGCCUCCAGCCCUGGCAAUGACCUUGUGUCUUCCAGCAACGAUGCGAUAAUUUCUCAAGAGGAAGACGAGAGGUUGGCAAAGGAGCUUUCCCUCAAAGAGGCCGCCGCUCACGACCUUUCCCAUCGGCCCAAACGACGGCGCUUUCACGAGAGCUACAACUUCAACAUGAAGUGUCCUACACCUGGGUGUAACUCACUGGGUCACCUGACCGGCAGACAUGAGAGACACUUCUCCAUAUCGGGAUGUCCUCUUUAUCACAACCUUUCAGCUGAUGAAUGCAAGAUGAAAACAGUUCCGAGAUGUCUUAAUAACAUGCCUGUGACAUGCUUGUUUAAAAUCCCCAAAGAAUCAAUAAUUAGAGCCGCCCUCUAUAAACAGACCUGUUCAGAGCAGCAUGGCAAACCCUCAACUCGCGAAAAACAGGCCGAGGAAAGGACCCUGUCUCACCGCCAAGACGAGAAUAGACACUCCACACGACACCAGUCCCCAACAGAGUGUCAGCUGCGCUACAAGGAGAAGGUGACUGAGCUGAGGAAGAAGAGGAACUCUGGCCCCAAUAAGGAGCAGAAGGAAAAGUACAUGGAUCAUCGUCAGAGCCACGGGACCAGUCGCGAGCCCCUGCUGGAGAACAUCACCAGCGACUACGAUCUGGAUUUGUUCAGGAAAGCGCAGGCACGUGCCUCGGAGGACCUUGAGAAGCUUCGUCUGACGGGCCAGGUGUCGGAGGGGAGCAACAUGAUUAAGAUCAUUGUGUUCGGUCGCUACGAACUGGAUACUUGGUACCACUCUCCGUACCCGGAGGAAUAUGCCCGCUUGGGGAGGCUGUACAUGUGCGAAUUCUGCCUUAAGUAUAUGAAGAGCCAAACCAUCCUGCGCAGACACAUGGCCAAGUGUGUUUGGAAGCAUCCCCCAGGCGAUGAAAUCUACAGAAAAAGCCACAUCUCAGUCUUCGAGGUGGACGGCAAGAAGAACAAGGUGAAAAAGCACUUCGAUUCGCACUAA
Messenger RNA from Entelurus aequoreus (snake pipefish), 1591 nucleotides. RefSeq names its product histone acetyltransferase KAT7-like. Gene Ontology annotation, biological process: regulation of DNA-templated transcription. The transcript has 11 exons. Gene Ontology annotation, molecular function: zinc ion binding; histone acetyltransferase activity. The record is from RefSeq and is a predicted model, not a curated record. The coding region runs from base 164 to 1591 and encodes 475 amino acids. NCBI's taxonomy places the organism in Eukaryota, Metazoa, Chordata, Actinopteri, Syngnathiformes, Syngnathidae. Gene Ontology annotation, cellular component: nucleus.